AAAGGCGUGACAGCUUGGUAUAUCAUCCGCUCAUUGUUGUUCUUCCGCUUGCAGACCAUGGCAGUGAUCAGUGACAUAAAAUCUGCCUUUCACAACAUCGCAAUACAACCUGAACAUAAAAAGUUUGUCAAGUUUUUAUGGAUCGAUAAUGACGAAAACACGGUUUGUUACCAGUUCAAUCGGCUGCCGUUCGGCCUUUCUUCAAGUCCGUUCAUUUUAUACGCAGUGGUGAUGCAUCAUCUAAAACAGUAUCGAUCCAAAUAUCCUCAACGGUGAACGCGAUAAUUAAUGGACUGUAUGUCGAUGACCUGAUAUUUUCCGCCAACAAUCAACGCGAAGUUGAACAGAUAAAAUGUGAUAGCCAGAUGAUCUUUGCUGAAGCAUCAAUGAUGUUGAGGAAGUGGCGGUCAUCGGACAAAGCCCUUAAUGAUCGUUGGGGUGAUGGACUUGCCGAAACCAAGGUCUUAGGCGUAGAAUGGACCGAGGAUGAUCAAAUGCGGGUGUUGAUUCCCGAAUUUACUGAUGGCGGAAACAUCACAAAACGGGCUUUGUUAAAGUAUCACGCAUCGAUUUACGACCCAUUCGGAUUUGUGUUGGCAACGACCUUGAAGCUGAAAAUGAUGAUACAUGAAUCAUGGAAAUUGGGCUACGAAUGGGAUGAUCCCUUAAGUCCAGAUCUACAGAAGAAAGCUCGGAAAAUUAUUCACGAAAUCAAAGAAUUGGAUCAAUUCAGUUUUCCCCGUCGGAUAUUUGACAAGUCAGUAGAAGAAUUCGAUUUAAUGGUGUUUGUCGAUGCAAGUCAACAUGCAAUUGGUAUCGCAAGCUAUCUAACAAAUGGUCAGCAGCUAACGUUAAUCUAUGCCAAAUCCAAAUUGAUCAAACCACGAAAGAUUGUAAGUGCUGAGCUCUUGGCGUUGUCGGCCGGUGCCAAUACAGCCAAAACAUUGGGAGAUCUCGUGAAUGCUCGACACAUAAUAUUGUUCUCUGAUUCCAUGGAUAACGUAAAACGUUUAGAAGAAGACAUGAACAAAUAUCCGUAUCCUGUGGCCGUCCAUUUGUUCAACAUAAAAUCAAAAAUCAGUGAUAUUCGACACAUACGAGGAGAAAUCAAUCCUGCUGAUGCAUUCACUAGAGGAGUGACGGUUGACGAAUUGAAGAAGUUACAUCGAUUAAAUUAUCACGAUAUUAUUGAACUACAAGAUGUGGUAGUUGGUGUUGGUUUGACGGUGAACGGUUCCUCGGAAAAAUAUGAUAUUUCUAAAUUUGAUCUUGAUAGCAAACGACCUUAUAACCAAUGGAUCGAGCUUGUGCAACAACAAUCUGACGAUUGGAAAAAAUCCAUCGAUGAAACUAUGAAUGAAUUGACCAUAUUAAUCAAAAUUAAUCAACGAAGGUUCCUGGAUGACCAUUUCGACAAACACAUUCCAACAUUUUGUGAUGAUCAAGGCCUGGUACGAUGUUUGACACGACUGGAGAAUUCAGAUUUGAGUUACGACGAAAAAUACCCGAUUGCUUUGCCGACAUGUGAAUUUACGUUAGCAUUGAUGGAACGUACACAUGAAAAUGAUGAACAUGGUUCGGUGAAUUAUACAUUGGCCAAUUUUCGAAUGAAGUAUUUCACACCACGCGCACGACAACAAUUCAUAAAAAUCAAAAACCGAUGCUCUAAAUGUCGCCAAUUACGUGCUAAACCAUUGCAAGUAUCUCUCGGUAAUCCUCCCAGUACACGAUUGGACAGAAGUCAUCCCUUUGAACAUAUCGGAGUGGACAUUUUUGAACUGAAAACCGACCCGAAAACCAUUGGAAUGAUAUUCACGUGUUGCGUCACACGGGCGGUGCACUUCGAAGUAUUGGAAAAUAUGACAGCCGAAUGUGUAUGUGACACCUUUCAAAUAUUCGCGGCCCUUAGAAGAAUUCCGUCCACGGUAUAUUCAGAUAAUGGAACGAACUUUAAACGACUCGGAAACAUGUUUAAUGAGGCAUACACCGUAUUGAAAGACAAAUUUCAAUGGAGAUUCAAUACGCCCGCCGCACCAUUCCGAGGAGGCUUCUUUGAAUCGCUUAUAAAAUCCAUGAAGAAGGGAUUUUACAGUAUCAUCACAUGA
Messenger RNA from Dermatophagoides farinae (American house dust mite), 2105 nucleotides. The record is from RefSeq and is a predicted model, not a curated record. NCBI's taxonomy places the organism in Eukaryota, Metazoa, Arthropoda, Arachnida, Sarcoptiformes, Pyroglyphidae.